Molecule: messenger RNA, 1481 nt
Organism: Orbicella faveolata
Lineage: Eukaryota; Metazoa; Cnidaria; Anthozoa; Scleractinia; Merulinidae
Product: synaptosomal-associated protein 25-like
Biological process (GO): exocytosis; synaptic vesicle fusion to presynaptic active zone membrane; synaptic vesicle priming
Cellular component (GO): plasma membrane; SNARE complex
Molecular function (GO): SNAP receptor activity; syntaxin binding
Source: RefSeq, a predicted model, not a curated record
GUAAAAAUUUGAUCGAAUCGAAAGAUCGAGUGACUUUUAACGUGUUUGUACUCUAACUAAAAUCACCACGAUUUCUAUCUGGUAGGAAGAUACUCCUGAACUUCAUAACUGUGGACCUGUGCUUUGAAAGAACUAUUCACCAUGUCUGAUGAAGAUCGUAUGAGAUCAGAGAUCCAAAGAAUGCAGAUGAGAGGAGAUGAGCUGACUGACCAGUCCCUGGAAAGUACACGUCGUAUGUUACAGCUGGCCGAGGAGAGUCAAGAAGUGGGAAUUAAAACAUUAGUGGCGCUGGAUGAACAAGGUGAACAGUUAGACAGAGUGGAAGAAAACUUGGAUCAGAUCAAUGUUGACAUGAAGGAAGCAGAAAGGAAUUUGACGGGACUUGAAAAGUGCUGUGGACUGUGUGUCUGCCCAUGGAAAAGACGGAAAAAUUUUGAAAAAAAUGAAAAAUACAAAAAAGCUUUCAAGAAUAAUGAAGACGGAGUUAUUGCAACCCAGCCUGGUGUCAGGUACCAGCAAGAUGGAAACCGCGGGGAAGCACCAAAAAGUGGUUACAUACAGAAGAUAACAGGAGAUGACAGAGAAGAUGAAAUGGAUGAAAACCUUGGGCAAGUGUCUAACAUUGUUGGAAAUCUGAAAUCAAUGGCAAUGGACAUGGGAAAUGAGAUUGAAACACAGAAUAGACAACUGGGUCGAAUCAAUGCAAAGGCUGAGGCAAAUGAUCUCCGCAUUCAACAGGCAAACACACGAGCCCGGGAUAUCUUAAGAAAUUGCUGAAUUGUAUUGACUUCGUCAAUAUUGUACUAGUCUUACAAGUAAUUGGCACUUGAGUAUUAUUAGCAAUUAAUAGAUCCUCUGUGCUUGGUUUUGUUAUAAUUUCUCUCUGUGAGUAUUACGUAGAUUGUGUCUUGUCUAAAAUGAAAGCAAGCGUUCAUCUUGUAUCUUUGAAUAGUUCGAGGAUUGACGCAGUAUUGUAAUUGGAAAGAAGGACACCCUUUCAUGCAAACCGUAUUAUUUUUUAAAUCAUUACCUGGUACACUGAACUAUAGGCCUACACUUUGUAACAAAUUCUUCUUUCUUUUUGCUUUACUGUUGGCAGUUUAAAGUGUUUGGAUCUCUUUUUAAUGCUCAGUGAAAGAUUAUAGUAACCGAGAGCAGCUAUACAUUUCUAUUGUGGCCUUAUGUGCAGACCGACACGAUGGAAAUUUAUAAUCGAAGACAUAUUGUUGAAGGAAAAUGUACAAAAUUUCUUAGUUAUCAUGAUAAAUCAGCAAAUAUCUUCCUGGCCACACUAUUUUUCUUUGCUGUGAGCAAGGAGACAGAACUGGUGAUAACGCUUAAUUAGACAGCAGCAAGAACAUUUUCUUGUAAAUACAAAUAUGUAAUGAUGUUAUGAUAACAGUCUUGUAGUUCGCAUUGUUAUUUGAGAUGAGAGGAUUUAAUUUUGUCAAAAUAAAAUUUCUACAGUAAAAAGUUCGUAA